ACCCAUCGAAGUUCUGGAAUUUCUUUAGAUUCCUAUCCUAACUUUCGCUCCUUCCAUCCAUGUUUUAUUACUAAUCAAAUCAUUUAUCAUUAUCAAUUAUCUGUAACACUAAAACGCGCUUACAAACAGUAAUCCAUCGUAAGGUUAUUUCUGUAAUUUCAUUACCCGACCCUCUCCAUUUAUUAUAUAAACCCACGAUUCCGGCUCCAUUUCCCGUGUCCUCCGUAGCUAGACUACAGUCAACUUUGAAUUUAAUUUUCUUUUUUGUUUGUUUGUAUAAUCUGUUGGUGCUUACUGGUUCUGUACAGACCGAGUUCCAUUUUUGCCCUAGUUGUGCUCCCGAGUCCAAUGGAGAGAGGUGGUGGUGGCUAUAGAGAAAGAGGAUAUGGCGGAAGAGGUCGUUACUAUGGUGGUGGAAGAGGAAGAGCAAGAGGAAGAGGUAGAGAUGGCAGCGCUGAUCAUCAGCCUCCGUAUCAGGCGCCCAUAGGCCAAGGGCAAAGUGGGGCCAACUGGAACCCAACUAACUCUCAAGUGGGUCCUUAUCAGGACGGCGAUGCGAGGGGUGGUCAGGCUGGUGGUGGUCGUGGUAGAAGGGGAGGGUGGGUUCCUCGGCUUCAACCGGAGAGACCGAAUUAUAGUUAUGAGGCCGAAUCAGCCAGCGGCAGAGGCGGCGGAACUGGUCGUGGGCGAGGGAGGAGGCCUUUCAGGCCCGUUGCUGCCCCAACACUGGAGCCUGAAGAUAACAUACCUGCAUUGCCUCCUAGUCCUCCUCCUCCUCCUCCUCCACAGUCUGUCCCAGAUUCUGUUGUGAUGAAUGUUUCAGAGCAGUUGGCUUCUACAUCAUUAUCUUCCGAGAAUCAAAAUAGACAUAACCCAAUUAUGCGACCGGAUAAAGGUGGAAGAACUGCUCUUGCAACUGUCAGGCUUAAUGUUAAUCAUUUUCGGGUGAAGUUCAAUCCGGAAAGUAUCAUAAGGCAUUAUGAUGUUGAUGUCAAGCAACUGGAGUCUCCUAGGAAUGGUCGCCCUGCCUAUAUAUCUAAGCCAUUAUUGUCUAAUAUCCGGAAAAAACUAUUCACUGAUAAUCCUCAAUUGCCAUUGUUGAUGACCGCAUAUGAUGGUGAAAAGAAUAUAUUUAGUGCUGUUCGAUUACCUGAAGGAGAAUUCAAGGUGGAAUCGUCCGAGGGGGAAGACGUGAUGGCCCGUACAUACAUCUUUUCUAUAAAGCUUGUGAAUGAGCUCAAGCUUUGCAAGUUGCGGGAUUACCUGUCUAGGAAAGCCUAUUCAAUACCUCGUGACAUAUUACAGGGGAUGGAUGUAGUUAUGAAGGAGAAUCCGGUAAUGCAUAUGGUUCCUGUUGGCCGGAGCUUCCAUCCUUAUGAAUCUUGUCCAGAAGAUGAUCUUGGAUAUGGCAUCACAGCAUCUAGAGGAAUCCGAUAUAGUCUCAAGCCCACGUACCAGGGUCUAGCACUUUGCUUGGAUUAUUCAGUUUUAGCAUUUCGCAAGAAAAUGCCAGUUUUAGAUUUUCUAGCUGAGCACAUUCCUGAUUUUAAUGUGAAUAGUUUUCGGAGGUUUAGACGACAUGUUGAUCAAGCCUUGAAAAACCUCAAGGUUAAUGUAACCCAUCGACGUACCAAACAGAAGUAUGUUAUAGUUGGGUUGACGCGAGAUGACACUCGCAAUGUUUCAUUUCCAGAUGCAAAUGAUCCACAAGUGCGAGUUAGACUCGUUGAUUAUUUCAGGGAGAAAUAUGACAAUAAUAUUAGAUAUUUGGAUAUUCCUUGCCUAGAUUUGAGCAGGAACAAUCGGAUGAACUAUGUCCCAAUGGAGUAUUGUGUCUUAGCUGAGGGUCAGAUUUAUCCAAAGGAUGACUUGGAUCGAGAAGCAGCUUUUAUGUUGAAGAACAUAUCCCUGGCAAAGCCAUAUGAAAGACAAAGCAAGAUCUGUGGUAUGGUUCAAUCCAAGGAUGGACCAUGUGGUGGAAACAUUAUCCAAAAUUUUGGUAUUGAAGUUGAUACUAGGAUGACACCAGUGGAAGGACGUGUGAUUGGACCUCCAGUUUUGAAGUUGGCUGCUCCGACUGGCAAAUUGUUGAAGAUAACAGUUGACAGAAACACAUGCCAGUGGAACCUGGUUGGAAAAGCUGUUGUGGUAGGCAAAGCAAUUCAGUGCUGGGCUGUGAUAGACUUUACUCAGGCUGAUCGAUUGAAACUGAACUGUGAUUCAUUCAUUCCAAAGCUGAGGAAUAGGUGCAGGAAUCUUGGAAUGACAAUGGAGGACCCCAUCUUAUAUGAACCGGCUCGAAUGCAAAUAUUUUCUGAUGGGAAUGGACUUCUUCAACUGCUUGAAAAUGUUACUCGUCGAGUACAUAAACUUGGUAAAGGAAAUUUACAAUUUCUACUUUGUGUAAUGUCGAGGAAAGAUGAUGGCUACAAAUGUCUUAAGUGGAUCUCUGAGACAAAAAUUGGUGUGGUGACUCAGUGUUGCUUGUCCAACCAUGCAAACAAAGGCCAGGACCAAUACCUUGCUAAUCUUGCUCUGAAAAUCAAUGCUAAGCUUGGGGGCAGCAAUGUGGAGCUGAAUGACCGGCUUCCCCACUUCUGUGGUGAAGGUCAUGUUAUGUUUAUUGGAGCAGAUGUUAAUCAUCCUGGUUCUUAUAAUAAUACUAGCCCAUCCAUUGCUGCCGUAGUAGCAACAAUGAACUGGCCUGAAGCUAAUCGUUAUGCAGCAAGGGUUCGACCCCAGAUCCAUCGCAAAGAACAGAUCCUAGAGUUCGGUGAAAUGUGUUUGGAGCUUGUCGAAUCUUAUGCUCGUCUAAAUAAUGUUAAACCAGAAAAAAUUGUGCUCUUCCGUGAUGGGGUUAGUGAGGGUCAGUUUGAUAUGGUUCUUAAUGAAGAGUUAAUGGAUCUCAAGAGUGCAUUCCAGAGAAUCAAUUAUUUUCCUACAAUCACCCUUAUUGUUGCUCAGAAGCGACACCAAACUCGUUUCUUUCCCGAGGGAAGGGGGGAUGGGGGUCCCACGGGUAAUAUUUCACCUGGCACAGUUGUUGACACUAAAAUUGUGCAUCCUUUCGAGUUUGACUUCUAUCUUUGUAGUCACCAUGGAAGCCUUGGUACUAGCAAGCCUACACACUACCAUAUCUUGUGGGAUGAGCAUGGGUUCUCUUCUGAUCAGUUGCAGAAGCUUAUCUACAACAUGUGCUUUACAUUUGCACGGUGCACAAAACCAGUAUCUCUGGUUCCACCUGUGUACUAUGCCGACCUUGUUGCAUAUAGGGGGUGGCUGUACUACCAGGCAAUGAUUGGAAGACAAUCUCCCAUUUCAACAUCAUCCUUAUCUUCAUCAAUGACAUCGUCAUCAUCAAUGUCAUCUGCAGCUUCAUUCCAUGACUGGUUUAAGCUGCAUGCAAACCUGGAAAACAUGAUGUUUUUUGUUUGAAGCAUGGCCAAAUUCCGUUCAACGCCCUGAACGCAGGUUUACUCCUUUUCUAAGCAUCUAGUGAAGGGGUUUGUGCGUGAAUCUAAUGGGUAUGAAGGCUUCUAGCUUCUCCUCUUAUACAUUGUUGGUUUAUAUAACAGUGAGUCGAGGGAACUGAAUAUUCUAUUGUUUCCGUUAUUCCGUCUUUUCUGGAAUUCAGUUGUGGAUUUGGUUUA
Molecule: messenger RNA, 3650 nt
Organism: Gossypium raimondii (Peruvian cotton)
Lineage: Eukaryota; Viridiplantae; Streptophyta; Magnoliopsida; Malvales; Malvaceae
Product: protein argonaute 2
Exons: 3
Coding region: 349-3435 (1028 amino acids)
Biological process (GO): regulatory ncRNA-mediated post-transcriptional gene silencing
Cellular component (GO): cytoplasm
Molecular function (GO): protein binding; RNA binding
Source: RefSeq, a predicted model, not a curated record